This is a messenger RNA of Fonsecaea nubica, 1938 nucleotides long. RefSeq lists its product as hypothetical. Gene Ontology annotation, molecular function: medium-chain fatty acid-CoA ligase activity. The coding region runs from base 1 to 1938 and encodes 645 amino acids. The record is from RefSeq and is a predicted model, not a curated record. Lineage: Eukaryota; Fungi; Ascomycota; Eurotiomycetes; Chaetothyriales; Herpotrichiellaceae. The transcript has 2 exons. Gene Ontology annotation, biological process: fatty acid metabolic process.
AUGGUCGCUACCCCUCCGACCUGUCGCUUCUUCACUGCGGCGACCACUCAGCUCUGCAGGGCUGCUGGCCGUAUAGGAGCAGGAGCUGGAUCAGGAUUGUCGCGGCCCCGGCCAGCGCUCCCAAACCCCUUCGCAUUCACCUCUACGCUAUGCCAGAAUCCCCUAGGAUUUUCUGUCGGGAGGGCGUUGUCGUCAUCGACCUCGUCGUCCGCUCUCCCCUCAUCCCCGAUCUUCGCAGCCAUUGCGAGCCAUGACCCGGAAUCCCCUGCGAUAAUACACAGUGCCUCAACCCGGACCUUCAGCUACGGCAGUCUCCUACACGAUGUUGCUGCCGCAAAGGACAGAAUUGCCGCUCUCUCUGCCGCAGGAAGAAAAUCCCCUCUGGCUGGGGAGAGGAUCGCUUUUCUGGCGGAAAACGGUUAUGACUAUGUGGUGACGUUCCUCGCGAUCCUCGCGCACGAUGCAAUCGCCCUCCCCUUGGCACAUACCCAUCCCAGCUCCGAGCUGCGGUACAUCCUCGAGAACAGCGAGGCCGCCCUGUUCCUCUCGACGGAGAAAUUCUCACACAAGGCACAAGAGGUGGUGAAAGAAGGACUCGACCAUGUCCCAAGACUGGAGAUCCUCUCCAAGAUUGAGACCGGGGCCGCGUUCUCCGCCGAACAUGUCAAGUUAGAUGACUCCGACACUAUUGAGAAUGGCGGGUUCAUGCUCUACACCUCCGGAACCACCAGUCGUCCCAAGGGCGUGGUGCUGUCUGCCGCAAACAUGGCGGCACAAGCCAGUUCUCUGAUCGAAGCAUGGAAAUACACUCCCUCAGACCUGCUCCUCCACGUUCUCCCACUACAUCAUAUUCAUGGGACAAUCAACGCCUUGUAUACCCCUCUGAUGGCUGGCUCGGCGAUCGAAUUUGCGUACCCGUUCAACGCAGAGACUGUGUGGAAGCGUCUGGCUGCACCAUUUCUCCCCGACCCUUCCUCUCUCUCGACAGACGAAAGGAAAAGGCCGAUAACUUUCCUUACCUGUGUCCCGACGAUAUACAACCGACUACUGGCAACUCACUCCUCUCUUUCCCCAGAAAUGCAGACCGCAACACGCACGGCGAUCAACCCUCGUAACCUUCGAUUGAAUAUUUCCGGCUCUGCAGCCCUUCCUACACCGACCAAAAAGGCUUGGGCGGAGCUUUCUGGCGGCAAUGCCCUUCUCGAGCGCUACGGGAUGACCGAGGUCGGCAUGGCGCUAUCUUGUGGACUGGCGUUUGAGGACCGUGUAGACGGUUCAGUUGGGUGGCCAUUGCCAGGAGUCGAGAUACGGCUCGUUGACACUGAGACAGACACGGUCAUAACGCCCGGCGAAGAAAUGGACGAAAGGGGCCAGCCGCGAGAAGGGGAAAUCCAGCUCCGUGGCCCUACAGUGUUCAAGGAGUACUUCCGCAACCCCACUGCCACAGCGGCAGAGUUUGUAGAGUCUGAAGACGGCAAAGGCAAUUGGUUCAAGACAGGCGACGUGGCGAUCCGCACACUCGUCCCCGGAACAGGAACAUCGCCCGAGCAAUCCUGGGCUCGUGGACCCAUGUACUUCAUCCGUGGCCGCAAAUCCAUCGACAUUAUCAAAACGGGCGGCGAGAAAGUUUCUGCACUAGAAAUCGAACGAGAACUCCUCUCGCUACCAGACAUCGCCGAAGCUGCCGUGGUCGGACUCCCUAGCGAACAAUGGGGCCAAAAGGUCGCCGCGGUCGUGGUUCUGAGUGACACAGGGAAGAGCGGCGGCCGGGGCGGCAAGCAAUGGGGGGCCAUGGACAUGCGCAGGGCCCUCAAGGAUAGAUUGGCCAAUUACAAGAUUCCACAGGAGUUGAAGGUCGUCGAGCACAUUCCGCGCAACGCCAUGGGCAAAAUCAACAAGAAAAUGCUCGUGAAGCAGGUCUUUUCAACGGGGACUUGA